Aspergillus wentii DTO 134E9 is the source of this 285-nucleotide messenger RNA. RefSeq names its product ATP synthase subunit e. The record is from RefSeq and is a predicted model, not a curated record. The transcript has 3 exons. Lineage: Eukaryota; Fungi; Ascomycota; Eurotiomycetes; Eurotiales; Aspergillaceae. Gene Ontology annotation, molecular function: proton transmembrane transporter activity. Gene Ontology annotation, biological process: proton motive force-driven ATP synthesis. The coding region runs from base 1 to 285 and encodes 94 amino acids.
AUGGCUUCCCAGGGUGUCAACGUUCUUCGUUACUCGGCUCUAGUGACUGGCCUUGUCUACGGUGUCUACCACCAGUCGAGCCUCAACUCCCAGACUAGACGCGCAGAGACCGACCGUGAAUAUGCACGCAAGGAGCGUUUGAUCGAGCAGGCUAAGGCAGAGUGGAAGAAGAAGACUUCGCCCCAAGAGACCAAGUCGCAAAGCAGCGGACUCAUCACCGACCCCGAAGACAGCCGUUUCGACCUGGAGGCUUUCCUGAACGCGAAAGCCAAGGAGACAAACUAG